CAUGCAACUCACCCAUAACGUCUCAAUUUCACACCCAUAAUGAAGAGAGCCAGAGAAGAUGAGCAGCAGACUGACGACUUGGUCAGUUGCUUGAUGCUACUAUCCAAACUAGACCGGAACCAUUCCUCCUCGAUCCGAAAACAACCCUCCUCCGGCCGCCUCUUUGCUUGCAAGACGUGUAACCGGGAGUUCUCGUCGUUCCAGGCCCUCGGAGGCCACCGAGCGAGCCACAAGAAGCCGAAGCCAGACAGUGGCGCUGCAGAUCUGUUACAGCAGCCUUCGUCACCAGAAAAGCCCAAGAAACACGAGUGCACGAUCUGUGGGAUGGAAUUCGCAGUCGGGCAGGCGCUUGGGGGACACAUGAGGAGGCAUAAGGAUGUUAUGAGUUCUGCGGCGGAGCGGAUUAGGGCGGCGGCCGUGCCGGUGUUGAAGAAAUCGAAUAGUAGUAAAAGGGUGUCGUGCUUGAAUCUGGACUUGAAUUUGGCGCCGCCUGGUUAUCAUUUGAUAUCUAAUUAAGAUCGAUGUAAUUGGAUCUGUAGUAGUCUAGUGUUGCAGAUAGUGAUUAUUUCUGUAGUCAUUUAAUUGAUUCGUUAUUUUAUAUAGAUACAGACAUACAGUAGAUGAAUUUUAAUUUU
Fragaria vesca subsp. vesca is the source of this 635-nucleotide messenger RNA. Its product is annotated as zinc finger protein ZAT11-like. The record is from RefSeq and is a predicted model, not a curated record. Gene Ontology annotation, biological process: response to stress; response to chitin. Bases 40 to 516 code for a protein of 158 amino acids. Lineage: Eukaryota; Viridiplantae; Streptophyta; Magnoliopsida; Rosales; Rosaceae. The transcript has a single exon.